AUGGGCUAUAAAUACAGGGACGAGUUGCCCUGCCCAUUCAAAAACCAAAUAAGAGCUAUGGGCAUGCUUCAGAAAGUAAAAGAAUUCUUCUUUCCAAAAUAUUUUACCACAUUCAAGCCUAUUAACUAUAAGGAGAGCAUAAAGAUUCUACAUUCAAAUGGCAAUGACUUUAUGGAGAGAUACCGUAAUCUGAUGAGGAUUAACCAUCCCGAUCUUGGAGGAAGUCCGUACGUUUGUAUGAAAAUCAACGAAGCCAAGAACUUUUUGUUAGAAGACAAAAAAGAGCUUAGCCAAAUGGACAAAGGAGAAUAA
This is a messenger RNA of Vittaforma corneae ATCC 50505, 312 nucleotides long. RefSeq lists its product as uncharacterized. Lineage: Eukaryota; Fungi; Microsporidia; Nosematidae. The record is from RefSeq and is a predicted model, not a curated record. Bases 1 to 312 code for a protein of 103 amino acids. The transcript has a single exon.